Molecule: messenger RNA, 1103 nt
Organism: Paramecium tetraurelia
Lineage: Eukaryota; Ciliophora; Oligohymenophorea; Peniculida; Parameciidae
Exons: 6
Source: RefSeq, a predicted model, not a curated record
CAAAAAUGAGAAUCGUUAUAGCGCUAUUGAUUGGUUUGGCAUUAAGCAAAUUGGCCGCAGAUCCAAAAGUUGUGCUUGCAGAAAUCGACAACAAUCAUAUGGGAAAAACAUUCUUGAAUGCCAUUUAAAUUAGUUUAGCCACAGGAUCACCAGUGCAUGAAAUUCAGAGCUAUAUCAAUAACAUCAGAUUCAUGUUGGAAUAAGAACAAAAAGACUCUGAUCUUUACAUCCAAAAUACACAAGCCUCAUGUAACAGAUUGCUUCAUGAUUUCUCUACUAAUUUGGCAUAUCAUCAAAGCCAAUUGAAAGCCCACACUAAAAUUGUGGAUGAGAAUACAAACAAUUUGCAAAGAUCAUUAAACAAAAUCGCUGAAGUGUCUGUUGAAAUCGAAGAGAACUCCAAAAAAACAAAUGCAGGACAAAGCGAAAGAGAUUUACAAUAUGCUGAAUUCCAAUCCAAAAUCAAGGAUCACACUGAAGCCAUCUCAGCCAUCGAUGAAGCUUACGCUUUGAUUGAGCAUUUAUCAGGAGGAUCUUCAUUCAUUCAAGUCAAAGGAAGAUUUAACAAAGUCUUGUCCAGAUUGUAGAGUCAAUCAACAUCCAGCGGAUUAUUGUUCUAACCAAUUCUAACUAUGAUGACUCAACUCUCCUCUAAAUCUGACUCAGAUACAGCCAAGAAGGUGCUUCAAUUGUUGGCCAAUUUGAGAGUCCAAAUUGUAGAGAGCAAAUCAAGUGAUGAAGAUAUUGAAAAACAAUAAAGUUUGAACUGGUAAUAGUUCUUGUCAGACUUAACCAAUGAAAGAAACACUUUGUCCGAUUAAAGAUAGAACCUUGAACAAGCCAUCUUAAAUUACCAAAGCAUCAUCGAGGAAUCCUAAGGCAAAGUUGAAUACCAUGCUGCUGAGGUAGAGAGAAAUCAAUCCAAUUUAGACGGAUAAGACCAAUGGUGCAGACAAUAACAAGACAUUUAUUAAAUGGAAACUCAAUCUAGAGUGCAAUUACAGGACUUGAUUUCCAGAAUUUCAGAUCACAUCCAAGAUAAGAUUGUUACUCUUAAGGAAUAUCUUAGAGAAAGACUCUAAUUAAAUUGAGAUUAACAAAAA